AGUUUGCAUUCUAGAUAUAUUAAAGUUCAGUGGUUUUUAUCAUGCUUUAAAUGAAAAAAUAAAUAAACAAUGUUAGCAAGAAUAUUUUUGCACAAUUGUGUCAAAAAAAAUGUUUACAGCAUUUUUAUAAAACCUAUUUACACUUUACAAAAUAAUUUCACCAGUGCAGUACAUAGUAAACCUCAAUAUUUAUUGAAUAAACAAAUUCCUAACCUAUACACAGUGAAAAGAUUAAGACACAAAAAGAACAAGUCUGAACCGAUCGAUACAACAUAUGAAGAUGAGAACAAAAAUGAUGAUGAUUUAUCCGAUCAAAUUGAAUCUUAUGAAAAACUUCACAAUAGAACUGUUCCUUCGUUACGCUUAGAUACUGUUCUUAAAACAUGUUUAGGUGUAGGACGCAGUAAGAUAGAUACGGAUUUUUACGAAAGUAAAAUUCGUAUAAAUGGAAAUAAAGCUUUAAAAAAGAAUGUAGAGGUUCACGAUGGCGAUGAACUUGAUGUAUUUAUUGAUGUAAGUCCAGAUAAUCCAAAUUUCAUAAUUGUUAGCCGAGUGAAAAUUGUAGCAACAAGUGUAUUGCAAAAUGGUUUUAAAGUGUCAUUUGUUAGGGAUAAAGCAUUACUAAUUGAAAAUUAUAGAUAACAAAUUUUCUUUUAAAAAUUAAUUGUAAUAAACAUUCUUUAUUAUAAAAGUAUAAAAUUAUUUUACAAAUUAUAGAUAAACAUAAUAGCAAUUAAUUGAUUAAUGAAAAAAAAUAUGAAAUAAUUUCUUAUAAAAUGUAAUAAAAAUAAAAUCAUAUUUAAAUUUA
Messenger RNA from Leptopilina boulardi, 808 nucleotides. RefSeq names its product mitochondrial transcription rescue factor 1. The transcript is spliced from 4 exons. The coding region runs from base 70 to 642 and encodes 190 amino acids. The record is from RefSeq and is a predicted model, not a curated record. NCBI's taxonomy places the organism in Eukaryota, Metazoa, Arthropoda, Insecta, Hymenoptera, Figitidae.